Molecule: messenger RNA, 2200 nt
Organism: Entelurus aequoreus (snake pipefish)
Lineage: Eukaryota; Metazoa; Chordata; Actinopteri; Syngnathiformes; Syngnathidae
Product: gastrula zinc finger protein XlCGF28.1-like
Exons: 3
Coding region: 288-1610 (440 amino acids)
Biological process (GO): regulation of transcription by RNA polymerase II
Cellular component (GO): chromosome
Molecular function (GO): chromatin insulator sequence binding
Source: RefSeq, a predicted model, not a curated record
AGUGGCGGUAUGCACCUUCUAAGUUGCGGCUGCAACCCGCCAGAAAACUAAAAGAAGAAGACGUAGACUUCGCGCAUGCGUGAACUGACCGGUUGGAAAAGCAAGAUGGCGUUUGACGGAGAAGGCCUAAACCAGAGUACGAGGAGGAACUUUGUCCAACAAAAGAGGAGAAGGAGCGACAACAUCAACUACAGGACGCUGUUUUCAAGAAACAUCAAGUUGUGUUACACAGAACAGACGUGUGUGAAGAAAAUCUUCUUCCUGAGCUAAAGAAGUGAAGCUUCAGGAUGCAGCAGGAGGAGCCACAGCCCUCCUACUUUAAAGAGGAAGACGAGGACCCACUGACCCCCCAUUUUAAAGAGGAAGAGGAGGAACACAGCAUCAGUCAGGAGGGAGAGCAGCUUGACUGGUUGGAGGAGUUCCCAGUGAUUAGUGUUAUUGUGAAGGGUGAAGAUGAUGAGGUCGAAGGUGAAAGUGAGGAGAAGAGAGAGGCGGAGCCUCCAAGCAGCAGCUCAACACAACACAUGACAACAGAAGCUGAUGGAGACCACUGUGGAGGAUCACAAGCAGACAAGCUCUUAGCUCCACUAUCAGAUAGUAACGACAGAACGUCACACUCUCCUGACGCUGAUGAGGAAGACUCUAAAGAUGAUAAGACAUGUCACACUGACAACACCCACUUGAAAUGUUCUCACUGUGACAAAACCUUUCAUUCCCGUUCUUAUCUGAAAGUACACAUGAGAAUACACACUGGAGAAAAACCUUUCCCUUGCUCAACCUGUGGUAAAGGUUUCACACGCAGUCAAAGUUUGAAAGUACACAAGAGAACACACACCGGAGAAAAAACUUGUAUCUGUUCAAUCUGUGGUAAAGGUUUUGUACUUAGUCAAAAUUUGAAAGUACACAUGAGAAUACACACCGGAGAAAAAUCAUUUUCUUGCUCAACCUGCGGUAAAGAAUUUACACAAAGUCAGAGUUUGAAAUUACAUAUGAGAAAACACACCGGAGAAAAACCUUUCGAUUGUUCAAUCUGUGGUAAAGGUUUUGUUCUAAGUCACAAUUUGAAAGUACACAUGACAACGCACACUGGUGAAAAACUUUAUGUCUGUUCAGUCUGCGGUAAAGGUUUUGCAACGAGCCACAAUUUGAAAUUACAUAUGAGAAUACACACCGGAGAAAAACCUUUUAUCUGUUCAAUAUGUGGUAAAGGUUUUACACACAGUCAGAGUUUGAAAAAACACACAAUAUUACACACUGGAGAAACAUCUUUUAUAUGUUUAAUCUGUAGUAAAGGUUUUGUACAAAGUAACAAUUUGAAAGUACACAUGAGAAUACACACCGGUGAAAAACCUUUUCCUUGUUCAAUCUGUGGUAAAGGUUUUGUACAAAGAUCACAUAUGGAAGAACACAGAAGAAUACACACUGGAGAAAAAUAUUGUAUCUGUUCAAUCUGUAGUAAAGGUUUUGCACAAAGUCACAAUUUGAAAGUACACAUGAGAACACACACAGGAGAGAAAGUGUUGAGUUGCAGUGUGUGUGGUGAAAGAUUCUCUUAUAAGUACCAGCUUGAAAAACACACGUGUGCUGGUGAGAACAGCAGCAGCAAAUGAAACUGCAGGAUUUGAAAUAAACUGUCAAGACUUUAAUUUUGACUUCCUAACAACAUCAGCACAUAUAACAUGUGUGACAUUGUUGUUUGUGUAACAAUCUUUUUAAUAUGCCUCUACAUUUAUUGAUUAUAUAUUUUACAUUCGUGGUUUUAGUGAGAGUAAACAGUACACAAAAUAUUUUGCAUACAAUAAACAUUUUAUGUGUAUACAUAUAUUCAUAAAACAAUUUUAGACUUAUUCAUAAUAGUGUUUUUUAUAGGUGAAUGAAAUAUUGAAGUGUUACAUAUUUUUAUUUCUAAUUGUUAAUGAUCCCAUAGAUUAACACCUUUAUAUGAUAUACAUACAGUCGUGGUCAAAAGGUUACAUACACUUGUAAAGAACAUCAUGUCAUGGCUGUCUUGAGUUUCCAAUAAUUUCUACAACUCUUAUUUUUUUGUGAUGGAGUGAUUGGAGCACAUACUUGUUGGUCACAAAAAACAUUCUUGAAGUUUGGUUGUUUUAUGAAUGUAUUAUGGGUCAACUAAAAAUGUGACCAAAUCUGCUGGGUCAAAAGUAUAUUUAAUAUUUGGUUACAUGUCCCUUGGCAAGUU